AUGAUACUCUACUACUCAGUCUUGCUUUGCCUCUGCUCCAUUGGAGCCUUGGCCGCCAACUGCACGAGUCUCCCUCCCUCCCCCCAGCUGCAGUCCAUCACCACACUCCCCGAUCCCUUCUCGUGGUAUCCACUGUCGCAGUCCGGUCGUGUUGCCACUCUCUCCGACUGGAAAUGCCGCCAGAGCCACAUUAGCACGCUCCUCCAGCAGCUUGAACUAGGCACCAAGCCUCCCGCUCCAUCCAGCGUAACCUCCACCUUCACCCAAAACAAACUCACCAUCACGGCCUCUAACGCCGGGAAAACCAUCUCCUUCACGGCAACCAUCACCUAUCCCUCUGGUACAGGAGCAGGACCAUACCCCGCCAUGAUUGCCUACGGGGGGCUAAGCAUCCCCCUCCCACCCGGAGUAGCAAGCAUCACCUUCGACAACAGCCAGAUCGCCCAGCAAACCGACCAAAGCAGUCGCGGCAGGGGCCUCUUCUACGACCUGUACGGGGCCAACCACUCCGCCGGCGCAAUGAUAGCCUGGGCAUGGGCAACAUCCCUCCUCAUCGACCGCCUCGAAGCCACACCCGCCGCGAGAAUCAACACACCCAGAAUCGGAGUGACGGGCUGCUCGCGCAACGGCAAGGGGGCACUAGUCGCCGGCGCAUUCGAUCCGCGGAUCGCACUCACCGUACCCCAGGAAUCCGGCACGGGGGGGUCCGGAUGCUGGCGGCUGGCGCAGGCAGAAGACGGCGCGCCGCAGAGCGUGCAGACGGCGGGGGAGAUCGUACAGGAGAACGUCUGGUUCGCGAGUGCGUUCGAGACCUAUGCGAAUGACGUUGAGCUUCUCCCGUUUGACCACCAUCUGCUGGCGGGACUGGUUGCCCCGCGGGGUCUGCUGUCCAUCGACAAUGCGGGAUAUCAGUGGCUGGGCCCGUGGUCGGCGCUGGGGUGUAUGGGGACAGCGAGGCUGAUCUGGCAGGCGAUGGGGGUGCCGGACUAUAUGGGCUAUUCGAUGUCUACGGAUCAUCCGCAUUGCUCGUUUCCGGAUCAGCAGAGGGGGGAUCUGUUUGCGUUUAUCGAUCGGUUCUUGCUGGGGAUGGAGGCCAACACCACGGUGCAGAAGAAUUAUGCGGGGAUUGCGUUUGAUAGCAAGCCGUGGAUGAGCUGGGAGGUUCCCACUUUGACUUGA
Messenger RNA from Aspergillus thermomutatus, 1179 nucleotides. RefSeq names its product putative extracelular cellulose binding protein (Cip2). The transcript is spliced from 2 exons. Bases 1 to 1179 code for a protein of 392 amino acids. The record is from RefSeq and is a predicted model, not a curated record. Lineage: Eukaryota; Fungi; Ascomycota; Eurotiomycetes; Eurotiales; Aspergillaceae.